Messenger RNA from Pocillopora verrucosa, 1550 nucleotides. RefSeq lists its product as uncharacterized. Gene Ontology annotation, molecular function: Notch binding. NCBI's taxonomy places the organism in Eukaryota, Metazoa, Cnidaria, Anthozoa, Scleractinia, Pocilloporidae. The record is from RefSeq and is a predicted model, not a curated record.
UUGGUGGACGCGCGCAAAGAUGCAACUUUAUGCAGCCUUAUUGAUCUGUUGCUGCAUCCCUUUGAGCUUUUGCCUUGCUCCUACGUCAAACGGACAAACGGAUAAGUGUCAAGAGUACUUGAGUUACGAAGAUUGUGUGAAGGAGGCUUAUGAGGCGGGCGCUAAAUGCCGGAUGUCAAAUGUAUCUUAUCUCAAGGCUGACAUUAAUGAAGUUUGCGAUGGACACCAAGAAAAACUGAAGCGUCUGUGUUCCAUUCACUGCGCGAAAGCAUCGUGUGUAAAUUGCUUCGAAAAAAUGGAAAGAGUAGUAGAAAACUGCAAAUUGUUUUCCAAGAAGGUUAACUGUGACCUCAAGGUCCAAGAAUGUGAGGAAGCAAAGGCUUCACUCAGCAAGUACUGCAGCAGUAAGGAAUGUCCAGUGUGCAAAGAUCUGUAUUGUCGCAACGGAGGCAAUUGUGCUGGACUCGGUUCACCUUGGUGCCAAUGCCCAGCAGGAUACAGUGGAGCUUUCUGUCAAAAAAGUAAAUGCGCAAGCAAGCCAUGUAAAAACGGUGGUACGUGCGUUGGCGAGAACCUCUGUAAGUGCCUACCUCACUACUCUGGCCCUCAAUGCACAGUGAGAAAAAAAAGACUGGGAACUAGAGAAAAUCCAGCACCAAAUGCACAAGCAAUUCUCGACGCAGGCGAUAGUCACGGAAGCGGAAUGUAUUGGAUCCAGCCCCCUGGUGAAACAGCCCCGGCUCAAACCUAUUGUGACAUGACUUUCGCUGGAGGAGCGUGGAUGUUAGCUAGUUAUGGUUACGUUCACGCAACGUCAAUAAAUGCCAACAAUAAGGCCAUACCCAAUAUGAAUAACCCAAAUGGUUAUGCCUGGCUUCCCACUCAACGCAGCUCCUCAAAUGGUCUGAUUAAUCUGCCCCACGGCGCUGUAAAAAUGGCCAAUAAAGCUCGUUCUAUGAUCAUGGCUGCAGGUAACAACCCAGCCACAGGCGGUAUUGAUCAAUAUUCAUACGUCUAUCGCAUCAACAUUACGGAUAAUCCUUACACCAUAACCUUUGCAAAUCAUAACCGCUUUAAUGGCGGACAACCGGGUCGCAUGCAUGUCCAAGAUUUUAUUGUUGAAGCGUUGAAAGGCGAGAGUGGAAGUUAUGUUAGACAUGCUUUAGGGGAGGCCCUGGGGGUGACAUGGAGCGACUCAUAUCCCACUGGGUACGGGUUUAACGACAAAACGGGAUAUUCUUCAGGCUUUAACAAGGGUCCCUUUUUCCCCAGUGUCCACUCGGGCUCGGGACGCAGUCCGUGUAGUGGAUGCACCCCAACUGAUUACGAGCCUGACGUUAAGGGAGGCUCCCCUCACUACACACAUCGUGGCUGGUACACAGCUACAGGUUUUGGUAAGACAGGGCAAACAUCUGUUUGGUUUAAGUGAAGGAUUAGCACUCUGCAUUAAGUUUUAUUUGAAUUAGUCGAUGGCGUUGUUUUCAUAGUUCACAAAGACUGGGUACACCGUUAGUUUUAAACAUUUGUUUUAUAAAGAAUUACAAGUAUCC